GCCCUUGGCCCCGAUUUAUUGACUUAUUCUCAUCGUGUGGCCAAUUAUGGCUGUUCUCCUCGUUUAGGUGAGAUUCAUCCCCUGCACAUAACAUUUCACUUCUUUCUUCUCUAAAUCACUUCAUCGUUCUCUAAGUUUGGAAUGAAUGCAUGUCCUUAAAUCAUUAGUUCCCUCUACGCUUUCUCAGUUCUUCAAACCAGAGAUUGAUACCCGGGUCGGGAGACGGCUGCAGUAUUCACUUAACCCAAAGCUCAUCCUAAACCAAAGAAGAAGAUUCGGGAAAUUUACCGCAGCAACAAUUGUUUCAAGCAUCAUGGAGGGGGUUGUUCCAGAAAGCACUGAACAAGUCAGGUAUGUGAGUCCCAAUUGUACAGAAAUUAUCGUGAUCCGUCAUGGUGAAACCGAAUGGAAUGCUGAAGGAAGAAUUCAGGGGCACUUGGAUGUUGAACUAAAUGAUAUGGGGAGACAGCAAGCACAUGCUGUUGCUAAUAGACUUUCCAAGGAGCCUAAGAUAUCAGCGGUAUACUCAUCAGACUUAAAGAGAGCUUUCGAGACUGCAGAGACAAUUGCACAACUCUGUGGAGGUCUUGUGGUUGUAAAAGAUCCAAGCCUUAGAGAAAGGCAUCUAGGCGAAAUUCAAGGCCUUCUUUACUCUGACGUAUCUGUAACAAAUGAUAAGGCAUAUCAAGCAAUGGUAUCUCGCCAAACGGAUAGAAUAAUCCCUGGUGGUGGAGAAAGUCUUGAUCAACUUUAUGAACGCUGCACGUCUUCUUUGGAGAGGAUCGCAGAGAACCAUAGAGGUGAGCGAGUGGUCGUGGUGAGUCAUGGCGGUACUAUUAGGGCACUUCAUAGACGGGCUUCAUCCAAUGGUCGCUGUGGGAAGAUAUCAAAUGCUUCUGUCAACAUAAUUCACUUGUCUGAGGAUGGCCAAUGGACCAUUAAAGUUUGGGGUGAUGUCAGUCAUCUAGGUGAUGCCGGGUUUUUGAAGUCCGGGUUUGGUGGUGACCAAAACUCUGGUUAAGUUAAAGGGGGAAGGGACACAUAUUGCUUUGGAUUUGGAUUCAGCAGCCAACACUCAAUUAUAUCAAUCUAUUAAGUGUUUGGAACACUAAUGAUUUCGUAGCAGUACACUAAUCACAUGAACCAAAGUACUUGGGUUCAUUAGUGGUGACACUUGUAGUAAUAGCUAGGAGUGUGAGCGGGUCGGGCGGGUCCCGCGGGUCCCGCGGGUCCCACUCUAAAUUUUAAGAAACUUUCUUUAAAUGGGUAGGGGCAGGGUGAGUAUAUUUAUUUCAAUCAGACUUCAUAUACUCAUAUUUUAAAAUUUUAAAAUAUCACACCUUGCUUGAAAUGAGUCA
Molecule: messenger RNA, 1358 nt
Organism: Cuscuta epithymum
Lineage: Eukaryota; Viridiplantae; Streptophyta; Magnoliopsida; Solanales; Convolvulaceae
Source: the annotation of a GenBank genome assembly